AUGACUGCACAAUGGCCUUCAGACUUUGCGCAGCUCGCCCAAUUGUUAAGACCAACGGGCGUAGCUGAUUAUGCUGCUCUCGCUUUUAUGUCCACCACCUACGCCGCAUACCUCUCUCGCGGCCUCCUCUGGGACCAACCCGACCCCCUAAACUACCUCUAUUUCCAACGUCCCCAACUCGAAAAUGGUGGCUCUGCUAACGUCCAUCAAGAAACGCGGAACAUCGCCCAGAAGCUCGAAGAAACGGGCAAGAACAUCGUUGUCUUCUGGGGCUCGCAGUCCGGGACGGCAGAAGGUUUCGCGAGUCGGUUGGCGAGGGAGAUUUCGAUGCGCUUUAGACAAGAGACCAUGACGGCUGAUUUGUCGGAUUAUGAUCCUGCGACAAUAAAGUUGAUUCCCGAGGGGAAACUGGCUAUCUUUAUUCUCUCGACGUAUGGUGAAGGCGAUCCGAGCGACAAUACUACGGAGUUCUGGGAGUGGAUUACAAAGUUCUACAACCGGGUAGUCGAUGUUGUUGGGGGGGGAUUGGACCAGCUCGGCGCCCGUGCUCUUAUGCCUGUGGCCAAGGCAAACGAUGCUGAAGGCGCUACGCAAGAAGACUUUAUGACCUGGAAAGAUGACCUGUUUGCCGUCUUCAGGAACCAAUUGGGCUUCCACGAGUCGGAACCUAGAUACCUCCCCAUCCUACAGGUUGAUGAAGACACGUCCCUAGAGCCGAUCGACCUCAACCACGGUGAGCCGGACAACAAGCAAGCCUCCAAGACCAGCUCGCCCGUCCGCGUCCUGGGUAUCGAGAACGCCAAAGAACUCUUUCACAAUUCUGACCGGCACUGUCUGCACAUUGACCUUGACAUCACCACCCAGCCCGAACUGGUCUACAAAACCGGUGAUCACCUUGCCGUCUGGCCAUCCAACCCAGACAUCGAGGUAGACUUGCUCCUCCAAGCUUUGGGCGUCUCGUCCGAGCGCGGCCAGACACCCAUCAGCAUCAAGUCUCUCGACCCAGCAACAACAAAGGUCGCCAUUCCAACCCCAACCACCAUUGACGCCCUCUUCCGCUACUAUCUCGAAAUCUGCGCCCAAGUCAACCGUGACACUGUCCUGGGUCUAGCCCAAUUUGCCCCGACCCCGGAGGCAAAAGCCCAACUCCUCCAUCUGGGCCAGGACAAAGCCGCGUACGCAGAUCUGCUCAACCGGAAUUACAUCACUCUCGGUCGGUUGUUACAUUUUGUUUGCACUGAGAGCAACAAUGCCUGGUCUGGCAUCCCGCUCUCCUUCCUCGUCGAAUCGUUCCGCCCCCUUCAGCCACGCUACUACUCCAUCUCUUCAAGUAGCGUCAUUGCUCCCCGCAAGCCCUCAAUCACUGUCCUUGUCUCCUCAUCCCCCGUCCCUGAGAACCCGAACCAGCUCGUCCACGGCGUUACAUCGAACUACCUUCUCGCUACUGCGAAGCCGGAAACACACCCAUAUGGUCUUACAUACCCGACAGAUGGGCCGAAUAACGCCCUCCGCCUUGAAGACGAGGGCAAGACGGGGCAGAAGGUCUUCGCUCAUCUCCGCCGUACUCGAUUCAAGCUGCCCAUCCAGGCUGCUGUGCCGCUUGUUAUGAUCGCCGCGGGAACAGGUCUAGCACCGUUCCGUGCAUUUAUCGCUGAGAGGCGGCAGUUGCGCUCGAUCGGGAAGCCGGUUGGUGAGAUGAUUUUGUUCUUUGGGUGUCGGAGCCCCGAGGAGGAUUACAUCUAUCGGGAGGAACUGGAGGCAUUGGCUAAGGAAGAUAAGGAGCACGGUGGAAUUGGUGAUUGCCUCAGGAUCGUUACCGCGUUCUCGAGGUACCAGCAUGCUGGGGAGCCGAGACGCUAUGUGCAAGAUCGGGUCGAGGAGUACUCCGGCGAUGUGGUCCAGUUGCUGGAUCAGGGGGCAAACCUGUACAUCUGUGGACGUGCUGGAAUGGCAAGAGAAGUCGAGAAAGUGGUCAGCCAGGAGAUGCGAAAAGCUAAAGGAUGGGCAGAAGACGAGACGAAUGAGUGGACCAAGGCGAUUAAGAGGAAGAACAAAUGGCAGGAGGACGUUUGGGGAUGA
Molecule: messenger RNA, 2079 nt
Organism: Aspergillus chevalieri
Lineage: Eukaryota; Fungi; Ascomycota; Eurotiomycetes; Eurotiales; Aspergillaceae
Product: NADPH cytochrome P450 oxidoreductase family protein
Exons: 2
Coding region: 1-2079 (692 amino acids)
Cellular component (GO): cytosol
Molecular function (GO): flavin adenine dinucleotide binding; NADPH-hemoprotein reductase activity; FMN binding
Source: RefSeq, a predicted model, not a curated record